AUGAACACGCCGCUCUUCCACCUGUGGCUCCUCCUAGGCUGGGUUCUGGUGGGCUCCGCGGCGACUCCGCGGCGCAGGCCUUCCUUCCAGGGCCACGUCUCCGAGAACCGGCCGGCGGGCACUCGGGUGAGCGGCUUGAGCAUCCCGCUGAGCCGCCUGGGGCCGGAGCCGUGGUGCGCCAAGGUGCGAGGGCGGCGCUGGCACCUGCAGUUGCUGGGCGAGGAGCAGGCGCACUUCCAGGCGGCACUGCACGCGCGCUCUGGCCAAGUUUGGGUGCGCACCACGCGGCCCCUAGACCGCGAGGCCCGCGCCCUCUACGCCCUGCGCCUGGCUUUGUGCUGCAACCGCUGCUCGCCCUCCUCGUCUCCUCCCUCCUCCUCGCGCGCCGCGGGUCGGAGCGCGCCGUCUGAGCUGGCCGCGGUCACCAUCGCUGUGCUGGACGCCAACGACAACGCGCCACGCUUCGCCUCUGGGCCCAGUCAAGUGGUGACGCGCCUCCGCCUGGCAGAGACGCUGGCCCUCCGGGCGCAAGUCUGGCGAGCGGUGGCCGAGGACUCAGACGCCGGUGCCAACGCGGAGCUGCGCUACUUCGCGCGUCCGGCCAGCGCGCACUUCUUCGUGGUGCCCCGCAGCGGGCGCGUGGUGCUGGUGCGCUCGCUCCUCCACCGCCGCGCGCCCAUCCCUCUGCGCCUCUUCGCCCGCGACCGCGGCCAGCCCUCCCUCCUCAGCGCCCCGCUCGACCUCGAGGUCCUGCCGCAGCCUGUCGAGCUGCCCCGCGUCGCCAGCCGGCGGGGACGCAGCCGCCGCCGCGCCUUGCUCCCGCCGCAGACUCCGCUGGCCCUCGCCCUGGCCGAGGACGCCCGGCCCGGCACCCUCCUAGCCGCGUUGGGACCCGUUGCCCGUUUCGCCGCGGCGCGCUUCGAGCUGGUCUCGCCGCCAUCCAACGAGGCCCCCGUGCGGGUGGACAGGGACACCGGCGAGAUCACCUUGGCCAGGAGCCUGGACAGGGAGGCAGCGGCCAGGUGGGAGAUCGUCUGCCGAGUCCAGGAGAGAGCAGGAAAGAAUUGGUAUCUGGUGCAUUUAGAACUUACAGUGACAGAUGUAAACGACAAUGCCCCUGAAUGGAUCAUGGAGCCUUUCCCCUACUUAGCCACUGUUUCUCCUGAAGCCACAGCAGGUACUAACGUGUACAAGCUCUUGGCCAAGGAUCAAGAUGAAGAAGAAAAUGGAGCCAUUGAGUAUUUCCUUGUAGAAGGUGGAGACGAUAGAUUUGAAGUUGAAAAAGACACUGGUUGGAUUAAAACAACAGGGUUGCCCCUGGUAAAGAAGUGGGAGUAUUCACUGACUGUGCUUGCAGCUGACAAACCUGGUCGCCAAGGAUCCCCUGCCUGUGUUUCUGUGGUUGCUGGGCAUCGAGCACCACAAUUUGCCAACACAUCAUAUGCUGUUUACAUUUCUGAAAAUACGCCACUGGGAGAAUCGUUUUUGACAGUGUCCGCUCUGUCACAUCAAAACAAGUCCCUUAGUUACAGCCUCAUAAGCAAUCCAAACGGCCUGUUUGGCAUUCACCAGGCAACAGGUGAUAUCCACUUCAGUCGAAAUGUGGAUUACGAGAGUGAUCCACACCAGUACCUCCUUCUGGUCCAAGCCAGAGAAAACCAGGGACUACUCAGUAGCGCAGCUGAGGUUUGGGUUGUAAUCACCGAUGUGAACGAGUGUGCUCCGGAAUUCCAGCAGUCAAUCUACACCAAAGACAAUGUUCCUGAAACUGUGACUGUAACAACUGCACUUCUACAAGUGUCAGCCAGUGAUUGUGAUUCUGAAGAAAAUGCAGAAAUACUGUAUUACACUUUGAGCUCAGAGUUCAGCACUUCUGCUCAUGGCACCAUCUUCCCAGCAACAGAGUUGGAUUACGAGAGGCCUAACCAUCUGUAUGAGUUUGCCAUUAUGGCUGUAGAUAAAGGAGAACCACCGAGAACUGGGAUGGCAACCAUCAGGAUCCGUCUCUCAAACGUCAAUGAUGAAGUUCCCAGGUUUUCACAAACAAUCUAUAGGAGUUUCGUUUCUGAGGAUGCAGGUCCCAACACGCUGAUAGCCACAGUUCAUGCUAUAGACCCUGAUGGAGAUGGCGUCUCUUACAGUAUUACUGGAGGGAAUCAAAAGGGGAACUUUAUUAUCGACCCUCAGACAGGAUUAAUUCGUCUUCGUUCAAGCCCACUUCCUAAACUGCAGGGUCCAGAGUAUAUACUUAAUGUCACAGCUACAGAUGACAAUGCCUCUGGUGGGCCUCGCUCCCUUGCAAGCACUGCUCUGGUUUCUGUGCAUGUCGAUGAUGUCAAUAAUAACAAACCUGUAUUUCAGAAGUGUCAGCAUUAUCGUGAACAUGCCUCUGUGCUAGAGAACCAGCCAGCGGGAACUUUUGUUUUACAAGUAGAGGCAACAGAUGCAGAUGAAGGGGCCAAUGGCAGAGUGAAAUAUGGCUUGUUGCAGAGAGAUGGGACUCUCCCUGCUUUUAAUAUUCACCCUGACAAAGGGAUUUUGACAACACUCCAGAUAUUGGACCGAGAAAAGCAGAGAGAGCAUCCUGUUACUGUGACAGCAACGGACCAGGCUACGGAGCCACUCAUAGGGAUCUGUCAGAUCAACGUGGUGGUCUUGGAUGUAAACGAUAACAGCCCCAGAUUUGAAAACACCCAUUAUGAAUAUUUCCUGAGAGAAGACACGAAUGUUGGGACAAGCUUUCUUCGUGUCGUCGCUCACGAUGAGGACUAUGGUUCAAAUGCUUCAAUUACGUAUUCUGCAGCCAGUGGAAAAAUGAAAUACUUCCAGGUCAAUCCCACAACAGGCUGGGUCUACGUCAACCAACCCUUACUACAGAAAUCCUUUAUAACUCAAGAAGUCAUAGCAAUGGAUGGAGGAAACAGGAGCAGUAAGGCUGAACUUAGAGUUACCGUCACCAGUGCAAAAAAUCAGCCCCCUCAGUGGGAAAGGGACAGCUAUGAAGUCAUCAUUCCAGAGAAUACAACAAGGGAUACUGCCAUUGUGACAAUUAAAGCAACAUCCCCCCUUGGCGACCCGCGCAUAACAUAUAAUCUAGAAGAGGAAUUGGUUCCAGAGACCAACAUGCCAAUCCGAUUCUACUUGACUCCAAACAGAGAUGACGGUUCUGUAUCUAUCCUCAUAGCCGAGCCUUUGGAUUAUGAAACCACCAAGGCCUUUUUGUUGAGAAUCCAAGCACAGAAUGUUGCUGCAGUGCCGCUAGCUGCAUUUGCCACUGUCUAUGUUAAUGUGACAGAUGUCAACGACAAUGUCCCUUUUUUCACCUCAUCAAUUUAUGAAGCUUCUGUAACGGAAGGAACAGAGGUUGGAACUUUGGUUUUCCAAGUUUCUGCCACCGACCUAGACCUUGGCCGACAUGGUGAGAUCACUUAUUCUCUGCUACCCGAUCAUAGUGGUGAUUAUAUGUUUUUCCACUUGGAUUCAAAAACAGGUUCAAUCUAUACCACCUCCGUGUUUGAUCGAGAAAGGAAAGCAUCCUACCUGUUGGAAGUCAAGUCCACAGAUGGCUCAGAAUCAGCUCGCCCAGGAAAACAUGGGCAGCCAAAUACUGACACUGCCUACGUGCGCAUUUUUAUCAGUGACGUCAACGACAACAAGCCCGUCUUCACGAAGAGAGUCUAUGAAGUUAAUGUGGAUGAAGACCAAGAUGUGGGAUCAACUGUCAUUGCCGUCAGCGCUAAUGAUGAAGACGAAGGAACUAACGCCAAGUUAAGGUACCAGAUAACAGCUGGAAACAGUGGAGGAGUAUUUGAUGUCGAACCAGAAACAGGAGUCAUCUUUAUUGCACAGCCACUGGAUUAUGAAGAAGCUCAGCUGUACGAGCUUCAUCUGUUGGCUUCUGAUGGAAAAUGGGAGGAUUAUGCCAUUGUAAUCAUCAGUGUUAUGAAUAAAAAUGAUGAAGCACCUGUAUUCACUCUUCAUGAAUAUUAUGGAAGUGUGACUGAGGAACUGGAUGGUCUUCCAGUCUUCGUUCUUCAGGUUAUAGCAAAUGACCCUGAUAGUAUCAUGGAUGGAGGCGAUCUAAGAUACUCUUUGCAUGGAUAUGGUGCAGAUGAUGUCUUCACAAUAGAUGAGAACUCAGGCAGCAUUUAUUCCCAGAAGAUGUUAGACCGGGAAGAGCGAGCCCUCUGGAGAUUUGUUGUGCUGGCAACUGAUGAAGGAGGAGAAGGGCUUACUGGAUUUGCAGAUGUGAUUAUAAACAUCUGGGAUAUAAAUGAUAAUGCCCCAGUGUUCACCUGUAUGCCCAGCGACUGUAAUGGGAGUGUCUUUGAAAAUUCUCCUGAAGGCACGUUCAUCAUGGAGAUGACAGCCGUAGACUUGGAUGACUCAAAUGUAGGUCUCAAUGCAAUUUUGACUUACUGUAUAAUUGAGAGUGUGAGAAAUGACUUUGAUAUAGACUUGUUCAAAAUCAGUCCCAGUACUGGAAACAUCUGCGUAGCAGGAGGGACACUGGAUAGAGAGAAGGCGGAAAAGUAUUUCCUUACAGUUGAAGCAAAAGAUGGGGGAGGACUGACAGGAACAGGCACUGCCACCAUCUGGAUUGCAGAUGUAAAUGAUCAUAUCCCUAAAUUCAUGCAGGAAGUGUGGCACGCUGCAAUCCCCGAAACCAGUGCUGUCAACUCGGAGAUUCUGGAAGUGUCGGCGACGGAUGAAGACAGGGGGGGAAAUGCUCACUUAACCUUCACCAUUAUUGGGGGAGAUCCAGAACAGAUGUUUUACAUUGAAAGCCAUAAAGAAGGCCACCAUGCUACUAUCAGGCUGAAAAAGACUUUGGAUUAUGAGCAAAUCCAUGAAAGGUGGUUUAACCUUACAAUCAAAGUGGAAGACUUAGCUUUUUCUAGCACUGCCUUUUGCUUGAUUGAAGUAGAAGACCGUAAUGACCACAGCCCUGUUUUCAGUUCUCAGUUUGUCCAGCUGAGCCCUUUCUUUGAAAGCAUACCUGUGGGUACCACCAUAAUCACAGUAGCAGCCAUGGAUGAGGAUUCUGGUUUGAAUGGGAAUAUUGAAUAUUCCAUCCAGUUGGAUUCUGAUCCAGCUAGGCAAUUCGCCAUAGACCAAGAUGGCCAUGUGACUGUGGCUAAAGCACUGGAUCGGGAGGUCACCCAGGAGUAUAGUUUAAUCAUACAGGCUUCUGAUCAAGGCCUUCCUUCCCAAACAGGAAGUGUUACAAUAUUGAUUGACUUGCUGGAUGUCAAUGACAAUGGGCCAAGGUUUGAGGCACCAUACAUGCCUGUAGUAUGGGAAAAUACUCCCGGACCUCAGCUGGUUUACAUGAGCCCCACAUCCAAUCUCCUUUGGGCUUUUGAUCCAGACAGUGAUGAGAAUGGGCCACCUUUUAUGUUUUUCUUGCCACCAGAUUAUAAGGAUUCUUUGGAUUUCUCUCUUACUGACAAUGGAAAUAAUACUGCAACAAUUACUGCUCUGAGGUCCUUUGACAGAGAGAAACAAAAGGUGUUCCAUCUACCCAUUAUUAUAACUGACAGUGGGAGCCCACCUAUGAGUUCUACGAACAUCUUGACUAUAACUAUUGGUGAUGAAAAUGAUAACAGCCAUAAAGCUGGUCAUAAAGUAGUCUAUGUUUAUGUACACAGAGGAAAAUGGUCAACAACAGUGCUUGGGGAAGUGUUUGCACCCGAUUUGGAUGACUGGGACAAUAAAACAUUUGUCUCUGAAGGAAAAAUGCACAAAUCUUUCAGACUGAAUCAAAGGACUGGCUCUCUGAUAAUGGCGGAUAAUGCUUCUCAGGGAACAUAUGAGUUUAAAAUCAGAGUGUCAGACGGAAUUUGGCCUGACGUUAUAGCAACUGUAGAGGUACAUGUCAAAGAAAUAGAAAAUGAAGCCAUUCGGAAUUCAGCAAGUGUGCGCCUGGCAGACAUGACUGCAGAUGAGUUUAUAAGGAAAGAUGAACCUGAAGAAAGCAGACACGACAAGUUUAAGGACCUGCUAUCAGGGAUCUUCUUGGUCCGUCCCGAGGACAUCCUUGUUUUCAGCCUGACAAGUAUCCAUGAGACACAGACAGAUGUGAGAUUUGCAGUUCAAAAUGGCUCUUCCUAUUAUAGGCCAGAAAAACUGCUAGGGCAGAUGGCUGCCUUUAAGUACAAGUUGGCUUUCGGCGCGAACCUUUCUCAGAUUGAUGUAGGUGAAUGCCACAGGACAGACUGUAGCGGUAGCAGCGGGUGUGUGAACUACUUCACGGUGAGUGACAUCCCCACAGUGAUGGACACAGGAAGUGUGUCACUUGUCUCCAUAACAACCAGCGUCAGCGCUGUCUGCACCUGUGCAUCUAGAGAGAGAGUUCAUCGGCCAUGUAGUUCGUACUCUCACAACCCAUGUUUCAAUGGAGGGACUUGCAUUGACAUGCUGAAUGGUUACAGAUGUCAGUGUUCUGCUUCAUUUCAUGGACCAGAUUGCCAGCAAACAAAGCACAGUUUCCAUGGAAAUGGCUAUGCGUGGUUCCGUCCCAUCAGAUCUUGUUUUGAGAGUUCCCUCUCCCUUGAGUUCAUUACUGAUGUUCCAGAUGGGCUUUUGCUAUACAGCGGUCCUUUGUCAGAUUCAGGAUCACUUCAGAACUCAGAAAGCUUCAUUGCAAUAGAACUUUCCAGUGGCACUCCACUGCUGAAAAUAAACCAUGGCCUGGGCACUGUAGAACUACAUUUGCCUAGUUAUGUGAAUAUUACAGACAAAAGAUGGCAUCGGCUCGAAGUGAGAAGCAGCAGGCAGGAUGUUCGAUUUACAUUGGAUCACUGCGGAGCUGGGAUUGUGUCAGAGAUAGAGGGAGUAGGAAAAUGGCUGUCUACUGAAGACCGAACAAACUGUGAGGUUGUGGCCUUUGUUCCACAAACAAGGAGGUAUCUGAAUAUGAACCAGGUCCUCCAGUUGGGUGGAGUAAAAGAAUCUAUUCCAUAUUCAUAUCCCCAGUUGCGACAUAAACAUUUUACCGGUUGUAUUCGGAAUCUCAUGGUGGACACUCACGUGUAUGACCUUGAAUCUCCAGCCGAGUCUCUGAAUAGCUCUCCUGGCUGCACCUUUACAGAUGGCAGCUGCGAGAAGAUGGGCUCCUUUCCCUGUGGUGUUCAUGGGCAAUGCUUUGGCGAAUGGGACUCAUUUACCUGCCACUGCUUGCCAGGUUACUAUGGCUCCACAUGUGACAAAGUUGCUGAAGAAUACUCUUUUGGGCCUGGGAGUCACAUAUCCUAUCAGCUUCCUGUCUCCAUACCUGCCCGUCGAACACUAGCAGAAGCCACGAUAAGGAUGCGAGAGCCCAGUGGUAUCAUCAUGAGCAUGUCUUCCUGGAAGAAGGAUGAACACAUCACCCUGCAGGUGGUCCAGGGGUUUUUAGCAGUGUCUUACAACCUGGGAGAUGGAGCAGUUGCUGUUAGCCUUCCCUCCUACCAAGUUGAUAAUGGAGAGUGGCAUCACGUUUUCCUGGAGAGAAAUGAAAAUGAGUUCAUUCUUCGCCUGGAUGGAGGAGGUGGGAAGAGAGAAAUCCUGAGGGCAGCAGGCGUCUAUAAAGAGAUCAUCAUUGAUCCCAACAGCUUGGUGGUUGGCAACACGUACCCUGUCAAUCAAAGCCACAGUUUCCAAGGAUGCAUGAAGGAUGUCAGAUUCAAUAACUACAGGCUACCUCUAGAUUCUUAUCCUAAGGAGCUUGUAUUGAGCACCCAAGGAGUGAAAAAAGGCUGCCUUUCUGAAGCUUGCAAGAGCAAUCCCUGCAGCCAGCAAUUCAUUUGUAUCGAUUUGUGGAUGAUGCAUGAAUGCAGUUGCCCUUCAGGACACAUGUUGGUGGAGAAUGUCACCGGCCAGCACUGCAUUUACACUGCAUGUGCUCAAAGGCCCUGUAACUUUGGCACAUGCAUCUCCCAGUCUGCAAGCAAGUUCCGAUGCCACUGCCCCGAUGGCUACUCUGGCCAUAACUGUGAAAUCACGCUGGCGAUCUUCCACAAAGAUGCUGGGCUGAGUUUUAGCUCCAUGUUUGCCAUCUGCAUUUGCUUUUUGGCCCUUCUAGUUCUGCUCAGUGGUGUUCUCCUGUGGACUCGGUGGAAGAGUCACAAAAGUGUGAACGGAGGAAUCUACCACGCCACUACCUGUCAUGAUGACUUGGAGGACAUCCGAGAGAACAUUCUCAACUAUAACGAGGAAGGGGGAGGGGAGCAGGAUCAAGAUGCAUACAACAUGGCCGAGCUCCAGAUGUCCCUUCAAACCAGCCCAGCCUACUCCCUCUAUCAGAAGAAAGGGAAACGGGUAGAGCUGCAUAAUCCUUUGAGCUGCGAGUUCAGUCCAAAGGAGCGUCUGGAAGCCCUUUCGGCAGGACUGGGCUCCUCCUUCUCAAGCAUUGAUUUUGAAUGUUACCUUUCAGGGGUGGUGAGACACAUGGACCAACAGCACCAUGCUCUACCCUGCGAUUCCUUGCAAGUCUUUUACACCGAAGGGGAAUGUUCAGAAGCCAGCAGCCUAAGUUCCCUUGGGUCCAGUGGAUGGGACGAAGAUACAACGUAUGGGGAUAUGAAAGAGUGGGGCCCAAAGUUUGAGAAACUCAGUGAACUCUAUUUGCAUGCAGAGGCCAAUGAUGUUUAG
Rhineura floridana is the source of this 8634-nucleotide messenger RNA. RefSeq names its product neural-cadherin-like. The transcript is spliced from 33 exons. Gene Ontology annotation, molecular function: cadherin binding; calcium ion binding. The record is from RefSeq and is a predicted model, not a curated record. Gene Ontology annotation, cellular component: plasma membrane; catenin complex. NCBI's taxonomy places the organism in Eukaryota, Metazoa, Chordata, Lepidosauria, Squamata, Rhineuridae. Bases 1 to 8634 code for a protein of 2877 amino acids. Gene Ontology annotation, biological process: homophilic cell-cell adhesion.